GAGAAAUUGGUGGAAAUUGAAUGGACACCCUGUUACAAAAGAAGAGGAAAGGAUUAAAUGAAUGUCUCUCAUAUUGAGAUAAGAAACGAAGAGGAAGCAACAGCAACAACGCCGCCAGCAGUGGAACCAGAGGCACCGACUACAUCACUGGCUGUCACAGAAAAAAGGAGUACAGUGUCCCAGAACCUUGUUGAGCCUACCACACCAGCAGCAUUACAGUUUCAGCCUACCACAACAGCAGCAUUACACUUUCAGCCUACCACACCAGCAGCAUUACACCUUCCUGAAUUUGACCCAUUCUUGACAAGCUUCACAGAAGAUGACAUCAGGUCCCUGUUCAGCUUCGAAGUAGAGGAAGACAGUGCGUAA
Molecule: messenger RNA, 369 nt
Organism: Mytilus californianus (California mussel)
Lineage: Eukaryota; Metazoa; Mollusca; Bivalvia; Mytilida; Mytilidae
Exons: 4
Coding region: 58-369 (103 amino acids)
Source: RefSeq, a predicted model, not a curated record